This is a messenger RNA of Panicum hallii, 1115 nucleotides long. RefSeq lists its product as uncharacterized. The transcript has a single exon. The record is from RefSeq and is a predicted model, not a curated record. NCBI's taxonomy places the organism in Eukaryota, Viridiplantae, Streptophyta, Magnoliopsida, Poales, Poaceae. The coding region runs from base 395 to 742 and encodes 115 amino acids.
CGAACCCAACGGCUCGUUGCAUUCAUCGACACGGCCGGGCUUUGCUAUUUGUAGAGGGGACUGUACUCUUCCAGAUCUUGGAGCAGUAGUUGACACGAAACUAUAGCCACAUCCCUCGUCAUCUUUGACUUGAACUAACCUCUUCCUUUCGGCUGCUGUUACCUUGAUCUAUUUUUGUUCGAUCAGGAGAGCUACCUUCUUCCCAUUGACACAUCUCCACCUAUUUUUGCUGGUUGGAGCUAGUUCUGCAGCUUCGAUCUUCUCUGAAGCUUUCUCGAUCUAGCUGAAUAUUUGCUCAGAUCAGCUCGCUCACGUCCCACCCAGAACCACUGUUUUUUAGAUCUUCAUCUGUUUCUGAUUCCGAUCCCGUAGUGCUUUUGAAUCCUUGAUCUCGAUGGCUUGCAAGCCGUGCUACAACACCAACGGAAGCGGCGCGGCCAGCCACCAGGCCACGAAGGUACCGUCAUUUCCACGGCCGCCGGCGCCACCCCAGCCUCCGAUCACCGUCGCGGCGCCGUCCAAGAAGAGGGUGGCGCCAGCGACCGGACUGGAGGUGGAGUGGACGGAGAUUGGUUCGCUGUACUCGGUGUCGCCGCCGCCGAGCAGCGUGCCGAUGCCGACGACCCUGCUGCUCACGGUCACGGCGGCCAGGAAGCCGCCGACGGCCUGCGCCGUGGAGGUGGCCGGCGGUGGCGUCGAUGUCAGUGCCACGGAUGAGCUCAGGCGGCUGCUCCGCCUUUAGCUCCGAUCCGUGCCCGUGCCCCUUCUCUUGUACUGCUGGCGCAUGCAAGUGCAAGGCUAGCGAGCUGCGUUCAUGGGUUGUUUUAACAUGCCCGGAUGUAACGAAGCAUGAUUAGGUCGUCCCCUGCAAGUUAUAUUUUACUAAUUGGUUAUGUGUUGUGUUACGUGCCAUGUAUCGGUUACUAGGAGGUGUGUCGAGUUAUGCUUCAUUGAAAAUUGCUCGCCAUUGAGCUGAACCAAAGCAUUUUCUGGGAACGUCGAUAACCAAUUGCUACGUCUCCUGGUACAAUGUGAGCAGUUCACAGAGUGAAAGGCAUUGGUGGCAGUUCACCAGUAAGUUUUUAUUUUUAUAAAAACAUGCGACCUUGCAACAA